AUGUCUGGACCCAGUUGGUAUAUAAUUGGCGCAUCUGUUAUAAUUUUACAACAGAUUGCUCCUAUAGUGCUACAGGAAGGUAUGUAGAAGCUAAAUUUUAAAGCAUAUAGAUGGUAUAUUAUCGCUGUAUUUUGUAUUAUUUCACAGCGAUUCUCCGUCGAUUUCAGUAUAUGUUUUAAAGUAUGUUGCAACGAAGUUGCUUUAUAAGCAGGUGUGAUACGCUAUAUGUAAUCGAAUGUGAGUGAGCACCAUUAAGGGCAUGGAAAUUUUAUUUUGAGAAUGCUACGAACAAAUACAAGCAUUAAAUUUAAGAAGAAAAUAAAUGUUUCGCGCUGUUACAGUCGAAAUGGAAAUACCUGCACACUUCCACUUGUGUAGUUUGUUGUGUAAUACUGUAUUUCUGUAGCUGCUGAAAAAGUGUUUGUUCAAAAAUCGUGCAUUAAGGUAUAACUAAUAGCUAUUGUGGAAUUUAUUAAUUAGCCAACGCAUAUUCCAUCGAAAAUAAUGCCAACAAACAAACAUAAGUCAAGAAUAAGCGGCUUCUUGUCGGUAAAUUUUUCCGAGCUUCUACAGAAAUACAGUAUUACACAACAAAUUACAUAAGUAACUGAAAUGUGCAGGUAUUCCGUUUUGACUGUAAACAUAUAGAUCGGCUGGUAAGUUAAAACCUGGUUAAAACGACAACGUAGUUGAAACAACAACGUCGACGAACUUUUCUUACAUUAAAUUGCAAUUAAGUUCCUGACAGUUCAUAUAUAUACUUGUUAUUUAUUCAACUUUGCCAGAUAUAAGGUCACGGUUUUCAUGUACUCAACCUAAUGCAAAUGAAGUGAAACAAAGAACUUAGCUCAUUAACAUUAGGUUCGGCACAUGAAAAGUUCGACGUUUGACCCUGGCCUAAAAUACACGAAUGACAUGCAUACAAUACAAAUACAAUAUUAUACUAGUGACGGAUGGCGGGGACACCACAACAGUUAAAACCAAAUAUCUAGAAACAGCACUGAGUUGAUAACAUUGUUUAAACUUCGACAAGGAUUACAAUUUAAACGUACAGAUCUCUAUGUUCUCAGGUCCUUGAAUAAUAUAUAUAGUCUCGUAUGCAACAAUCUAUUAAAUUAUACUUAAAGAUAUGUUAGGAUGUUGGAAAACAAUUCCAAACUCGUGACGUGGAUGAUAUACGAUCGCUGGAAAGUACUUGUCCUGCAUUUUUGUGGGAAUUAUCGGUUUAAAAUGAUUGGUUUAUAUCUCUUAAUUCACUUGAUUAGCAUAGAUACGAGACAUAAUAAUUGUACUGAUCAAUUUGACUAAUAACAACUGAUAGUGCCAGAAAUAUGCAUAAAUGUAUGUAUAACUAAUCUUGUAAUAAUAAACACUUCCAUUGCGCUUGGAGUUGAAUUCACUGUAUUAUUAAAUAUGGAAGCUAGGUGAUAGAGAUAUAAAUACACGGAAUAUAACCUUGAAUAUUUAUGAACAAUAUAAUCUUCCAAAUGUAUUUUAAUUGCCACAGCGUUAUAGUUAUUAGAGAGGUUCAGUUUUCACUACCACUACCUUUCCCUGGCUUAACACGCAUCUGAUUGGUCAAUCGCAUAGUUCAAAUGCAUCUGAUUAGUCAAUCGGAUAGUUCAAAUGCAUCUGAUUGGUCAAUCGGAUAGUUCAAAUGCACCUGAUUGGUCAAUCUGAUAGUUCAAAUGCAUCUCAUUGGUCAAUCGGAUAGCCCAAAUGCAUCUGAUUGGUCAAUCGGAUAAUUCAAAUGCAUCUGAUUGGUUUAUGGCUCCUUAAUGGUAGCGGUGGUGGUAGUGGAAGUCAAAUCUGAACCACUAUAUUUAUGAGGGCAAACCAUAUAUACGGAAAAGGGCAGUAUAUAAAAUGACAAACAUGUUGGUUGAAGCUUUCACAAAUUUAUGUCCAUAUUUUUUAUAUCACCGGACAGAAUGAAUGCAUUCGGACUCCAUAUUCAAAAUUGUACAAUUCAUAUAAAUUUCGCUCAUUCGGAAUAAAUAAGAAAAAAGAUAUAAAUAAACAGACAGACAAAAACAAGCCAACAAAAAAGAAAGAGGCAAGUUUGGAUAAGCUUAAAACAACUAACGCGGUACAUAUUUUCUUUCUCUUCAGACGCCUGCAGAAAACGGGAAAAAUUCUUCAGUCAAUUCACGGUACCCGGCGAAGACCACAACAAAUCAUUGUCGUCUUUUAGCGUCCAAUGUACUGCACAUCCAACUGUCUUCGAAGUGUGGUUUAAAAAUAAACAACUAUGUAUUUGUGGAAGAAUAACUAGAGCGAAUACACCAACUUUUCUAAAUUGCCUCAAAAGAUUCCCUCUGGAUUUCACCGUGGUUAUAUCAGUUGAAAAAGUUAGCAGUCGAUGGGGUGACAAUUGUACAUUUAGAUUCAAUUUUGUAGACGGUGUUACAACUACGCUAGAUUUGGGAAUUUCGCCAGGAAAAGUUGUUACGUCCAGUUUUGUAAAUCCACAACCUUCUGAAAGUUCAAUCACUUUAUACACAGGAAACACAGUUAGCCCAACACGUAACCUACCCAUACUCCAGACUGUAGUUUCGUCCAUUCAGCAGAGUCCAGUUCCAUCUCUUCAACAUGGUCGGGCCACCAAAUCAGUGCUAAUGAUGUCACUGGUGAAAGAUAGAGUUGUUUCGAAGGCCUCGUCAUUUAUACAAGCUUCGCCAACGUCUGAAGUUUUGCCUAGCAGUACAAUGUCAAGCAAAGAAAAAGAUAAAGGUAAAUUUGAUGGAUGUGAUCUCUUACGGUCAUGUGAACGUAUAGUGUGAA
This is a messenger RNA of Paramuricea clavata, 2784 nucleotides long. Lineage: Eukaryota; Metazoa; Cnidaria; Anthozoa; Malacalcyonacea; Plexauridae. The record is from the annotation of a GenBank genome assembly.